Messenger RNA from Pichia kudriavzevii, 3759 nucleotides. RefSeq lists its product as uncharacterized. Lineage: Eukaryota; Fungi; Ascomycota; Pichiomycetes; Pichiales; Pichiaceae. Gene Ontology annotation, cellular component: cytoplasm. Bases 1 to 3759 code for a protein of 1252 amino acids. Gene Ontology annotation, biological process: actin cytoskeleton organization; signal transduction. The record is from RefSeq and is a predicted model, not a curated record. The transcript has a single exon.
AUGCACAAGCAUACAGGUAGUAUAACUUCAGAUUCCAGUAGACCCACAAUACAAAGCUCACCUCGCAAACACCUAUACCAUAACUUAUACUCGUCACCAUCGAAAAAAGAUUUUCAAAAAUUUAUCCCACCCCUUAAUAACAAUCAAGAGAACAUCGAUGCAAGUUUAAUUCAACCACUUUUCGACAACAGAAACGUGGACAAUAGUGUGUAUGCAGAGAAAUCAAUGGUGAAUGCCACAAACCCAAACUUGUAUACAAGUCCUUCAAAGAAGCCAACUGUUAUUAAAAAACCCAAAAUAUGUAAAGUUUGCUCAAAGCAAAUCAUUGGGACUCUGGUAAGAGCAAUGGGGAACAUUUAUCAUAUAGAUUGUUUUACUUGCUAUGAUUGUCAUAAACCAUGCUCCGAUAAAUUUUUUGCUGCCGAUAUUGAAGUGAUGGAUAAUAAAACCAAUGAAAAACAUACUAUCAAUGUGCCAUUAUGUGAAUAUGAUUACUUCAAGAGAAUUGAUUUGAUUUGUCAUACAUGUAAUAGUGCUAUUAGAGGCUCUUAUAUUACUGCACUUGGUCAUAAGUAUCACUCAGAACAUUUUUUCUGUGAUGUUUGUCAUAAAGUCUUUGAGUCAGACAACUAUUAUGCAAAUGAGGGGAAAAUUUAUUGUCAUUUCCACUAUUCAAAGCUGUAUGCAUAUCAUUGCCAAGGUUGUAAAUGUGCCAUUUUGAAGCAGUAUGUGGAGAUUAAUAGAGGUGGGAAACAACAACAGUGGCAUCCAGAAUGUUUUAUGACUCAUAAAUUCUGGAAAGUGGAUAUAAACGUUGAUGCCAUUGGUUUAGGUGUGGAUACAAUAGAUGAUGUAACAUCAGAUCCGGAACAACUAUACAAAGUUUCCACAACGUUGGAGAAUCUGACAAUCUCAAUAUGGACAACAUUAUCUGAGUUCGAAGAGUCCUGUGCUUCGUUAAUUUCAGAGAUGUUACAUGCUGCAACAACAAAUAGUAAAUCAAAGGGUUUGUCAUUUACGUCUAAGUUGAUAUUUAAAAUUUAUUGCCUAUUCAAGUGCCUGGAUUGUCUCAGUUCUUUCUCCAGCACAUAUAAUAUAUCCAUCGAUCACAGUUUGCCAAAGUAUCAAGGAUUUUCUAAACUUACUAAAGAGCCACGCUCACUAACUUCGAAACUCAUGUCUUAUCUAACUUUUUUGAGGGACAUUGACCCAGAAAAAUUGUCAAUGAAUAAAUAUUCCCAAGAGCUACUGUCUUUAAUAUCUUCAAUUGCCCAUUUUAUCAAAUUAAUAUCUAGGAACGCGCUAAUGUACUCCUUAGAAUACAACAGGUUAUCGAAUUCUAUGAAGCCAACUGAAAUUUUGUUAAAUGAGAUUGCUAAUCAUGAAAAGUACAAGAAAGACUUAUUUCAUGUAUCGUCAAAAUCAAAUGAUACAUGCUCCCACUGUCACCAGAGUAUUGAAGAUGAUUGCAUCUUAUAUAAAAUUGAUGAAAGUAAUGAGAAAAGAUGGCACCUCAACUGUUUUGUUUGUUCAAAAUGUUCAGGAAACACAGUUAUCUCAAUCACAGACGUAUCAGAAGCCGCAUAUAAUAGAAAAACAGGUGCUGUACUCUGUCCAUCUUGUGCAUCAGAUGACGUGAAUUCCGCAACUGGAUUUACCGUGGUAACAAGAUUCAUUCAAUUGGCAUACUUGCUGGAAAUUGCACUCUUUCGUUCUAAAGUUGUUAUCAAUAAACGAGUCAAGUCUGGGCAUUCCAAGCAACACAGCAGCGUGAGUGCAACCACAACUCCAACGAGUUUUUCCGACAAUUCACGAAAGCCGUCUGAUGCAUCAAAUAAACACAGUAUACUAAGAAAGUCGUCCCACUCACGGCAAGAUCGAGAGUCAAUCAAACGAGAACAGCAGCAACAAAGUGAACAACAUCAAAUCCCCAAGAACGACUCGACAGACUCUUAUGAGAACAAUGUGUCUGAAAUUGCACGCCGUAGGUCUCUGCGUGAAGCACGAACAUUGAAUAAUGUUGAUCAAGAAAUUAGGAAAUCUGUCAUAUUGGAGGCGCCAAUUGCAUGGAGUGCAGAUACUGAGAAUAUUCCAGAGCCAUCAGCUGCUUCAGACAAAUACCAACCUAAAAACGAAGCUGAAAAGGUUGAAAAAAUGGUUUCAAAUUCGCAGUCUCGUGUUGGCACUACAGGAUCAAUGAAAUUGCGAGUGAAGGAUCUAUCUAUCAAAAAAAGAGCAUUUCAAAAUAGACAGCAACCUGUAAGCUCUUACGAUUAUCGAGAAAAUAAUCAUCACACGAAAAGUCCUUCUGACGAUAAGAUAGGAGCAUCUAUUAAUGCGGCAAUUACAUCAAAACUUCUACAAAACGAAAGUUCUCUUACCCUAGACGAUAUCCCUAGAAUUGUAAGCUCAGAACAAGCACGGGAACAUAGGCCAAAUGCAUUCAAAUUCCAAAAACGGGAUUACUCGUCAGCAAUCUCUAAUAUGCCCGUUCCAAAAACAAUUGAGACCACUAGUAAUAAUCAGCUUGAAAUCUCCGAAAAGAAGGAUAGCAAACAAACACCAACACAUAGACCAAAACUAAGUAUUAAUGACAUUGAGGAUUCGGCAGAGAAAAAGCCUGUAAAUAAUGUGGUAAGAUAUUCUGAACUUAGCUAUAAUGCCCAUGAGAUUAUAAGACACAUUGCCGCAAUAGCACUUUAUGAAAUAUUUCCCAAUCAAGUGACCAUAGAAUACUGUACUACAUUGAUCGAUGUUCAUAAGGCGCCAUCCUUUUGGGGCAAGAUUUUUGGAGGGGGAGGAAACAGUAGUAGUAUCCAUUCAUCCUCCCCAAGUACAAGUUCGAAUGAUUUCAAAUCUGGCUCUGCCACCAUCUCUGGCUCUGGUAAAGGUGUUUUUGGUGUUCCUUUGGAUGCGGUUGUGAAAAAGUUUGGUACUGAUAGUGAUUUAGGAGUAGGUACGCGUAAAGUCAGGAUUCCUUUACUUGUUGAUGAAUUGAUAAACGUAAUGAGAAAACAGGAUGUCAGCACAGAAGGUGUUUUCAGAUUAAAUGGUAAUAUCAAAAGAUUAAGGCAGUUGGUUGAAGAAAUAGACUCACACCCUGAUCGCACUCCAAAACUCGAUGCUGAAACCCCGAUUCAGUUAGCAGCUUUACUAAAGAAAUAUUUAAGGGAUUUACCUGUUCCUUUGCUAACAUUUAAACUUUAUGAUUUAUUUUUGUUAUCUCAAAAAUUAGGUUCUGAUCCAGAUAGUUCAGAUGAUGAUGCAAUUGCUCGAAAGAGAGAGAGGGUUCUUAAACUGGCAUAUGCGAUGCUUCCAAAGCCAAAUCGUGAUUUGGCAGAAGUGUUGUUUGCCUUUUUAUCGUGGGUUGCUACAUUUGCUGAAAUAGGCGAUGAAGAUAAUGGGGGUGGCGGCUCCAAAAUGGACACACAUAAUUUGGCCACUGUUAUUACCCCCAACAUUCUGUACUCCAAUGAAUCAAUUCAUCGCUCGCAAAGUGAAGCGAUUAAUGAUGGAUUUAAACUAAUCAAUUCUGAAGGUGGUGAAAAUCAAUUUUUAGCCAUUGAGGUUAUCAACGACAUGAUCGAAAUGAAUGAAGAGUUAAGUAUUGUUCCUCAAGAUAUCGUUGAACUCUACAAGCUUGCAGGAUUUGAUAGAAAACUCGACGAAAAGGAUAAGAAGAAUUCCUUGAUAACAAAGGACAUACUAGCAAAGUUAAAACAAGUUAUUGAAACAAACCCCACAGUAUUAACGAAAUAG